This is a messenger RNA of Argentina anserina (silverweed cinquefoil), 2591 nucleotides long. RefSeq names its product zinc finger BED domain-containing protein RICESLEEPER 1-like. Lineage: Eukaryota; Viridiplantae; Streptophyta; Magnoliopsida; Rosales; Rosaceae. The record is from RefSeq and is a predicted model, not a curated record. Gene Ontology annotation, molecular function: DNA binding; protein dimerization activity. The transcript is spliced from 4 exons. Bases 124 to 2151 code for a protein of 675 amino acids.
CUCUCUCUCUCUCUCUCUCCCUCUCUAGGAUCUCUCACGAUCCGAAACCCCAAUUUCUCCGAUCCGGAGACCCACUCAUUUGUCAAAUUACAAUUUCCACUUGGUGGGUUUCAUGCCUAUGUGAUGGAAAUACAGAAUGAAGCAGCCAUCAAGAAACCAAAGCGGUUGACAUCUGUUGUGUGGAAUCAUUUUGAAAGGAUUAGGAAGGCUGAUAUAUGUUAUGCUAUUUGUGUACACUGCAACAAGAAACUCAGUGGAUCAAGUAACAGUGGCACCACACACCUGAGGAAUCAUCUCAUGCGAUGUCUGAAACGAUCCAACUUUGAUGUGUCUCAGCUACUUGCAGCGAAGAGAAGAAAAAAAGAUAAUACUGUUAGCCUUGCAGCUAUCAAUGGUGAUGAAGCACAAAGACCAGAUGCAUUCAGUAAGCCAACAAUCAUGAGGUUUGAUCAGGAUCAGAAAAGAGACGAAAUUGUUACUGCUGCAAGUGGUAAGUUUGAUCAGGACCGUAGUCAGUUUGAUCUUGCUCUCAUGAUUAUAUUACAUGGUUACCCAUUGCCAAUGGUUGAUGAUGUUGGAUUCAAAGUGUUUGUCAAGAACCUUCAGCCAUUAUUUGAGUUGGUGCCAAAUAAUGAUGUCGAGAAAUUUUGUUUGGAAAUUUAUAGGAAAGAACGAGGUAAAGUGUAUGAGAUGAUAAAUAGUUUGCAUGGCAGAAUUAACCUUUCUGUUGAAAUGUGGUAUUCUGUGGAAGGUGUUGAGUACCUGUGUUUGACUGCACACUUUAUUGAUGAGGAGUGGAAACUGCAGAAGAAAAUUAUGAAUUUUGUCACACUUGAUUUGUCGCACACUGAUGAUUUGCUUUCGGACGUAAUUAUCAAGUGCCUGAUGGACUGGGAUAUUGACAGUAAGUUGUUUGCCUUGACAUUUGAUGAUUGUUCCACUGAUGAUGACAUUGUUCUAAGGAUUAAAGACCAGAUCUCCCAAAGCAGGCCUCUCUUGGGUCAUGGUCAGUUAUUUGAUAUUCGCUCUGCUUCGCAUGUUAUAAAUUCAAUUGUGAAAGAUGCAUUGGAAGCACUGAGGGAGGUGAUCCAUAAGAUUCGAGCAAGUGUCAAACAUGUAAGAAGCUCACAAGUGGCCCAAAGGAAGUUCAAUGAAAUUUCCCAGCAAGUUGGGAUCAGCAGUGAGAAGAGACUGGUUGUUGACUGCCCAAUUAGAUGGGAUUCAACGUGCCUUAUGCUUGAAACAGCUUUAGAAUACAGGGGUGCAUUUUCAGUCUUGCAAGAGCAUGAUCCCUCAUAUACAUCAGAAUUGACUGACACAGAAUGGGAAUGGACAAGCUUUAUUGCUGGCUAUUUGAAGCUUCUGGUUGAAGUCACUAAUGCAUUUUCAGGCAACAAAUAUCCAACUGCAAGUAUAUACUUCCCUGAGAUUUGUGAUAUUCACAUUCAAUUAAUUGACUGGUGCAAGAGCCCAGAUGAUUUUCUUAGGUCUAUGGCAUUAAAGAUGAAAGAGAAGUUUGACAAAUAUUGGAGCAAGUGUAGUUUGGCUUUGGCAGUAGCAGUCAUUUUAGAUCCCAGAUUCAAAAUGAAAUUGGUGGAGUACUACUAUUCUCAAAUAUAUGGUAGUCAGUCUUUGGAGAAGAUCAAGGAUGUAUCUGAUGGAAUCAAGGAGCUUUUUGAUGCAUAUUCAAUCUGCUCAACAAUGGUUGAUCAAGGUUCAGCCAUACCUGGAAGCAGCUUGCCUAGUACCAGCAGUGAUCCCAGGGAUAGAUUGAAGGGUUUUGACAAAUUUCUUUACGAGACCUCUCAAAGCCAGAAUGUGACAUCUGACUUGGAUAAAUAUCUACAGGAGCCAAACUUUCCUCGUAACUGUGACUUUAACAUAUUAAAUUGGUGGAAGGUCCACACACCAAGGUACCCUAUCUUAUCCAUGAUGGCACGUGAUGUUCUAGGAACACCUAUGUCAACUAUUGCACCAGAAUCUGCAUUCAGUAUUGAUGUUAGAGUGCUUGAUAAAUGUCGAAGCUCGCUUAAUCCUGAUACUCGAGAGGCUUUGAUUUGCACGCAAGAUUGGUUGCAGAUGGAAUUAAAAGAUGGCAAUCGACUGUCAAGCCAUUCAGUUAGACCAUUUCCCAUUGUUGAAUCAAGUUAACUUUCCAAUGGUUGAUGGACGUUCUCCCCUGAGCAAUUCACUCUUAAGUACAUUCCCAGGACUGGUGUGCACAAUGAGACAUAUGUAUCUAUAUCCUCCACAUGAAAGUGUGAAACUACUGGUUAAUUGCUUAUAGUUCUUUAGCAAGAAGCUUAAUUGUACAUUGUAGGACUCUUGUCAACUACAUUCCCCUGAUUUGUGCUUAUAUUAUCAGAACAAGUUUCAUGAUUGUAAGUCGGCCCUUCUAUGCACCGUUGUGUGAUUAGAUAUGGUUAUCUAAAUGUAGAAUUCCUUCUUCAUUUGCUGCCUUGUACUAGGCAUUUUUAAUCUGUAUUGGUCUGAGAAAUCAACUGAAGGAAUUAGUUCUUAUUAUCAAGGGUCUGGUUUGGUUCAUUGUAAGGAAAUUAGUCCCCUGGUAUUUUGACCAUCUUCCAUAAAAU